UCACAGCAGAAGAAAAUAAUGACACCACGGAGAACACAAGUUUUGAUCUGCGGAUCUGGCUCUGCCGGCAUCUUUGCGGGAACCUGGCUCGCAAGGUACAACAUCCCAUUUACCAUUCUCGAAAGCCGCUCCGGACCCAUGGAAAUCGGCCAAGCAGAUGGCGUGCAGUGUCGGACUGUCGAGAUUUACGAGUCCUUUGGGCUGUCAGAGGAGUUACUGAGGGAGGCGUAUCACAUCCUCGAAGUCUGUUUCUGGGGCGAGGGAUCGGGAGAAGGAAUCGAACGGAAAAGCAGAGCGAUUGACACGGAGAGAGGGUUGAGCCAUAUGCCUCAUGUUAUUCUGAAUCAGGCCAAAAUGAAUGCGCUGAUGCUGGGCGAAAUGAAGAGGCUGAGUGCUGGUGAAGAAAAGGUGGAGUAUGGAUGGACCAUCAAGAACGUGACCGUCGAUGAAGAAAAAGUGGAUGAUCCUGAGGCAUAUUGCUGUAAAGUGACUGCAGAGAAAGAUGGAAAGCAGGAGGAAUGGGAGGCUAAAUAUGUCUUGGGAUGCGACGGUGCACACAGCACUGUUCGAAGAAGUCUUGGUUACAGCAUGGUUGGCGAUACCACUGACACAGUUUGGGGCGUCAUGGAUAUCUACCCUUUGACCAAUUUUCCUGAUAUCCGACGGAAAUGCACAAUCCACUCUCAAGCAGGCAACAUCCUCAUCAUCCCUCGCGAAGGAGGUUCUCUAGUCCGUUUUUACAUUCAACUCCCACCAGGAUCUCGCGCCAAAGAUGUCACCCUCUCCGACCUGCAAGCAACGGCGAAACGAAUCUUCGCGCCUAGAUACACAAUGGACUUCGCCGAUACAUUUUGGUGGUCCGCCUACAGUAUCGGCCAGCGUCUCGCGGAUCAUUUUCACAAGUCCCACCGUGUUUUCCUUACGGGCGACGCAUGCCACACACACUCCCCCAAAGCUGGACAAGGGAUGAAUGUCUCGCUGCAGGAUGGGUACAAUCUUGGUUGGAAACUUGCCUCCGUCCUACGCGGGAUCGCGCCUCCAUCUCUACUCCGCACAUAUAUCCAGGAACGUACUAAGACGGCCUCGGACUUAAUUGCGUUUGACCGCGAAUUCGCGAGGAAAUUUAGUACAAAGGAAGAGAAGGAAGGCGACUUUGCGGAUUUCUUCGUGAAGAGUGGGCGUUAUACAGCCGGAUUCACAGCUCGGUACGAGGACUCUGCAAUCACAGACGCCCAUGAUAGCGUGCAAGAAGCGGCUGCAGGGUGCAGUGUGGGCAUGCGCUUUCCUAGUGCACAAGUGAUUCGUUUCUGCGACUGCAAGGCGCUGCAGCUGCUGAGGGUGUUUCAGAGCGAUGGAAGGUGGAGGGUGGUUGUUUUCGCUGGUGAUACCCACAAAAGUACUGCCCAGAGAGAGAAGUUGGAGAAGUUAGCUACCUGCUUGGAGAGCAUAGUUCCCAAAUUCACGCCUAGGAAAGAACAUGUCGAUAGUCUGAUCGAGCCAAUAUUAAUACUUCGAAACACGUUCUUGGAGACGGAGCAGGACCAAACCCCAGAUUUCUUCUGGCCGGCUACCGGGAAAUGGGGAAUUAGAGAUUUGCACAAAGUCUACAUUGACGACGAACAUUACAAUGCGGGACACGGCCAUGCUUAUGAGAAGUACGGCGUGGAUCCCAGCCAAGGUGCCGUCGUUAUCGUACGUCCAGAUCAAUAUGUCUCAAAAGUAACUACCCUCGACGAUCUCGCAGGCGUCGAAAAGUUCUUCGAAGGCGCGCUGCUCAAACAAGAAAAGAGCACAGCAGAGAAGGAGGUGGCGCAGGGAAAGCCAAAUAGUUCCAGACUGUGAAAGAUCCCGACGAUCGCUACUACUAGUCUAUGGUACCGGUGUGGUACGCCCAGCGCUUGACCAACUCUUAGAAUAGCAGAUGUAUAAGGGGCAAGUUGGCGAAGCCUGAAAAUGUCGAAAAUGCGCGUU
Molecule: messenger RNA, 1971 nt
Organism: Periconia digitata
Lineage: Eukaryota; Fungi; Ascomycota; Dothideomycetes; Pleosporales; Periconiaceae
Source: the annotation of a GenBank genome assembly